Molecule: messenger RNA, 1363 nt
Organism: Cinclus cinclus
Lineage: Eukaryota; Metazoa; Chordata; Aves; Passeriformes; Cinclidae
Gene: TAGLN
Product: transgelin
Exons: 4
Coding region: 366-968 (200 amino acids)
Molecular function (GO): protein binding
Source: RefSeq, a predicted model, not a curated record
CCUGCCACCUGGAUGCUGGCAUGAGUCUCACCAGGGACAGCCAUGCCCACCAAGAGCUGCCAAGGGACAGGGAUGAGGCUGCUCCUGUGCACAGUCUGAGCUGGGCAUGAGGCAUCUCUGCCAGGACAUGAGCUGUCUCUCUGGGAAGAUUUUAGAGGUCAUGGUGGUGAAUUUUCCUCCAAACACAUCUGGAUGGAGCUGAAGGGCUGUUACCUGGCGAGGGAAGAGUCAGAAGGGCUUGUCCCCACUGCAGCAGAGUGGCAGGCAAAUGACACAAUGGCGUCUUUGGGGUCCCUGGAUAGGAGGCAGCAUUUCCACACCCUGACUGUCCUUGUCGUGCCACCAGGUAUCCCACCACCGCAGCCAUGGCAAACAAAGGGCCAGCCUAUGGCAUGAGCAGGGACGUGCAGUCCAAGAUCGAGAAGAAGUACGAUGACGAGCUGGAGGACCGGCUGGUGGAGUGGAUCGUGGCACAGUGCGGGGCUGCCGUGGGACGUCCUGAGCGGGGCCGCCUGGGCUUCCAAGUCUGGCUGAAGAAUGGCAUUGUGCUCAGCAGGCUGGUGAACAGCCUCUACCCCGACGGCUCCAAGCCCGUCAAGAUCCCCGAUGCGCCGCCCACCAUGGUCUUCAAGCAGAUGGAACAGAUUGCCCAGUUCCUGAAGGCAGCCGAGGACUAUGGUGUGGUCAAGACAGACAUAUUCCAGACCGUGGACCUGUUUGAAGCCAAGGACAUGGCAGCGGUGCAGAGGACGCUGAUGGCCCUGGGGAGCCUGGCAGUCACCAAGAACGACGGGAACUACCACGGGGACCCCAACUGGUUCAUGAAGAAAGCGCAGGAGCACAAGCGGGAGUUCACCGAGAGCCAGCUGAAGGAGGGCAAGAACAUCAUCGGGUUACAGAUGGGCACCAACAAGGGAGCGUCACAGGCGGGGAUGAGCUACGGCCGGCCCCGGCAGAUCAUCAGCUAGGCAAACCCCGCCGCCCCCAGCCCUCCCCAGCCGGGACCUCCGUCUCCGCUCCCCCCCGGCCCAGCGCCGCCGCCAGUCCAUUGGUAUUUAUUGAGGAGCAUCCGCCCGCCAGCCCCAUCGCCCCGCCAGCGGCCGCACGAGCCCCGCCGCAGCCCCCGCCCCGGGGCCGCAGCCCCCAGCGCCGUGCCCCGGGCAGCCCCUGCCCCCGGGCAGCCCCUGCCCCCCCGGCCUCGCACCCCCGCCUCCGGCCGGUCCUGCCCUCGCCGGCACCCUCGGGUGGGACGGGCAAGCGCCCCGGCCCCCGGGGCCACCGCCCUGCCCGCCGCCCGCACGCCACUGCCGCAGAGAUCCCUGCGAACGGGGAGAAGGGAGAAUUGGCCUCGGUUUUGUACUUC